AUCAGUGCAUUGUGGGUAUUGCUUUCCUAUGCACGUUUCUCAUCCAGCAUGGCAGGGAAAAACAAGAGAAAGUUGGAGAACCUCAGUGUAGAUGAGUUCAUGUUGUCUGGAUUUGAUUCUGAGGAGGAAGAUGACUCUGUGGAUGAAGAUUUAACACAACAGACUGCGAGUAAGAAACCUGCACCUCAGAAGAAGUCUGUCAAAAAGCAAGGCAAGGCAUCUGAUCACAAGGACCAGCUUUCUGCCCUCAAGAGCCGAGACCCAGAAUUUUACAAGUUCUUAGAACAAAAUGACCAGACACUCCUGAAUUUUGAUGACUCUGAUUUCUCAGAAGAUGAUGAUGAUGACGACGACGACGAAGAGGAGAUGUACCACAAACUCCCCUCUCAACUGGAGGAUGCUAACUCAGAUGAUGAGGAGGACAAGGAAUCAGAAAAAAAAGAUGCAAAAAAGACUAAGAUGUCUAAGGAAGGUAUCAAGGUCACAGAAGCAAUGAUUGAAAACUGGAGAAAAGGACUGAGAAAAGAGCCCACAUCACGUUUGAUUAGGGACAUCACACAAGCCUUCAAGGCUGCUGUGGCUACAACGAAAGGCGAGUCUGACUCUGAGGAGCUGUGUCGAUAUACCAUCUCAGACAGCACAGUGUUCAAUUCGCUGAUCCUGUUCUGCAUACAGGAGAUACAUACAUCGCUGAAUAGAAUGCUGAAUUUGAAAGCUCCAGAGAAAGAUCAUAAGAAAUUAAUACUUCCAUCCUCAAGUCCCAGGUGGCAAAAACUUCAGAUUGAUAUUAAGAUGUAUCUAUCUGGUGUUGUUCAGCUCCUAUCCAGUUUAACACAGUCCACAGUCACAGCUGCAGUUCUACGCCACGCCAACCAGAUGGUGCCAUACUACCUGUGUUUGCCAAAACAGUGCAGAAACUUGCUUAAAAACCUGAUCAAACAGUGGAGCACUGGAGAGGAGACUGUGAGGGUCCUGGCCUUCCUGGCUCUCAACAAGAUCUGUCACCACAAACAGGACAUCCAUCUAAACUCUGUUAUUAAGCAAAUGUACAUCGCCUACGUAAAGAACUGCAAGUUCACGUCGCCCAACACUCUCCCCAUGAUCAAUUUCAUGCAGAGGACUCUCACAGAGAUGUAUUCACUGGACACACAGGUUUCGUAUCAGCACGCAUUCAUCUACAUCCGUCAGCUCGCCAUCCACCUCAGAAAUGCCAUGAAUAUGAAGAAGAAGGAGAUGUAUCAGUCUGUGUAUAACUGGCAGUAUGUGCACUGUCUGUAUCUGUGGUGUCGAGUGCUGAGCACCAUUUACCCCAGUGAAGUUCUAGAGCCACUGAUUUACCCAAUUUGUCAAGUCAUCAUCGGAUGCAUCAAGCUUGUACCCAUCUCACGGUACUAUCCUCUGAGACUACACUGUGCAAGAGCCCUCAUUCUGCUCUCCAGCCGCACCAAGACAUUUGUGCCCAUCCUGCCCUUCCUGCUGGAGAUCCUACAGCAGGAAAACUUCAAUAAGAAACCAGGCCGCAUGAGUGUGAAGCCCAUCAAUUUUGCAGUGGUCCUCAAACUCAGCAAGACCAAUCUCCAAGAGAAAGCAUACAAGGAUGGUCUAGUAGAGCAGUUGUAUGAUCUCAUCCUGGAGUACUUCCACACACAGGCCUGCAGCAUUGGUUUCCCAGAGCUGGCACUGCCCACCAUCAUUCAGCUGAAAGCGUUCUUAAAGGAAUGCAAAGUGGCCAGUUACUGCAAGCAAAUGCGGCAGCUGCUGGAGAAGAUACAGGAGAACUGCAGUUACAUCACAGCACGCAGACAGAAAGCUGCUUUCGGUGUGGCUGAUGCCACGGCUGUGGUGGCCUGGGAGAAGCAGGUAGUAGAGGAAGGCACUCCCCUCACUAAAUAUUACAGCCAGUGGAAGAAACUUCGUGAAAAGGAGAUUCAGCUGGAGAUUUCUGGAAAAGAGAGGAUGGAGGAUUUGAAUCUCCCUGAAAUCAAACGUAAGAAGGCUGAAGAGAAGAAAGCUGACAAGAAGGAGUUUAAGGGUCUCUUUGAAUCAGAUAGUGAUGAUGAUCUGUUCAAAUCCAAAGAGGAACAGGGCGACUCUGAUGAAGAAGGUCUUGAGGACCUCUCAGACCUGAGUGCUGAUGAGGAUGUGGACACCUCAGAGGAUGAUUCAGAUGGUGACCAAAACAAGCCCUCGUCUUCUGAAGUUAAAGCACAGAGGAAGAUGUUGAGCACAGAGCUGAAGGAGGUGGCACAGGGAGAUGAUGAUAUGGUCGAGGACCUGGAGCUCUCUGAUCAGGACUAGAGUCACAUUGUUAUUUCAGACUGACAUUUCUAUUUCACAUCCAGGCAUAACUGGCACCGUUAUUGAGAGCUAUGUACAGCCUCUGUUGUAGUGAUGUUUCCUUUUGCACCAUUGUAUUUUAAAUGUGUGAAACAAAACAAAAAGACUUCUAAAUUCAUCUUCUAACAAUUCAUAUUCUAUCAAAUUAAAGAUCUUAAAAAAAAAUUUUUAAAAA
Molecule: messenger RNA, 2512 nt
Organism: Myxocyprinus asiaticus (Chinese sucker)
Lineage: Eukaryota; Metazoa; Chordata; Actinopteri; Cypriniformes; Catostomidae
Gene: noc2l
Product: NOC2-like nucleolar associated transcriptional repressor
Exons: 19
Coding region: 49-2298 (749 amino acids)
Biological process (GO): ribosomal large subunit biogenesis; negative regulation of transcription by RNA polymerase II
Cellular component (GO): nucleoplasm; Noc1p-Noc2p complex; Noc2p-Noc3p complex
Molecular function (GO): histone binding; transcription corepressor activity
Source: RefSeq, a predicted model, not a curated record